AUGAAAUUGCUCCUUUUUCCUCUGUUAGUCUCCGCAUACAGCUCUGCGAUCCCCGAAGAAAAUGCAAGGACGAACGAGCGCGAGUGGAGACUCGCCCGCCUUCGGGAGAUCUCAUCAAAUGCGACCACAUCAAACGAUGCGACCGCUUUUCUCUACAUGAUUCUCCGACAACCUAAUGCUGCUGACUCUGUCCCUCCAUUCCAGCUUUCUGAUCCAUUGCCACAACUCGACGGAUCAGCUGCUCUCUUCGCCCGGGCUAAAGAAAUUGGAAAAAAUUUGAAGGAAGCGCUGCUUAACUCUGACCUUGACGACGAUUCUAUUCUUCGAGCACACAUCGAGGCUGCCGGUAACGAACUUCAGGAGAUGAUUGAUGAGAUUUUCAACGAGUCUGAACUUGGACGAACGAAGCGAGAGGUAGCAGUAAUGGUCGGCACGAUGGUCGUUGGAACUGUGAGUGCUCCUGUAGCAGCUGUCGGGGCGGCUGCCGUUGCUGUUGCUGGCUUCCUGUUCGAUUGGUGGUGA
Molecule: messenger RNA, 522 nt
Organism: Oikopleura dioica
Lineage: Eukaryota; Metazoa; Chordata; Appendicularia; Copelata; Oikopleuridae
Source: the annotation of a GenBank genome assembly